AAAGACAAUUUUAUUGUGUGUUAGUGAGUGUUAUACAUUUUUGAUGAGAGAUAACUAAAUUAAAAUGGACUUCGUGAUCGGCGGGCUGGCGGGGGCUGGGGCGACUAUCUUUACCAACCCCAUGGACGUGGUGAAAACCAGAUUCCAGCUUCAGGGCGAGCUGCGGGCGAGGCACGAGCACACUGCGCGGUACCGCGGUAUACUGCACGCUUUGUAUGUUAUUGGGAAGAACGAUGGUAUACUCGCAUUGCAGAAGGGCCUUGCGCCUGCAAUGCUGCUUGGAUUCACUAUGAAUUCUGUUAGAUUAGGUAUGUACCACAUAGCGGAAGUACAGGGUUGGACCAAGUGUAAGGACGGCGAGAUCAGUAUUAACAAGACCAUGUUCUGGUCCAGCGCGAGCGGCGUGCUGAGUGGUCUCGCUGCAAACCCUGUCUCAGUUGUCAAGACCAGAAUCCAAGCUGCUGCGCACCCCAGCAUCGCUGUAGGACGACAAUACCGGUACAAGGGGAUGUUUGAUGGUUUCAUCACGAUAUACAAGAGCGAGGGUAUGGCAGGUUUCUUCGCCGGUGUCAACGCGACCUGCACGAGGCUGGCAGUCGGUAGUGCAGCACAACUCACCACAUUUUCCACCGCCAAAGAAGUUUUGCAAUCGUAUAAUAUAUUCGAGCGGUCGUCACUCGGGCUGGCGUUUUCCGCAAGUGCUCUCAGCGGCGUCAUGGUGGCCGUGGCUAUUUGCCCCUUUGACGUGACAGCUGUUCGUCUGUACAACCAGGGUCCGGCAUCAACAGGUGAGCGGCUCUACAACGGUGUGUUCGAUUGCCUCAAGAAGAUUUACACUAAAGAAGGCUUGCAUGGACUCUACAAAGGCCUAGGACCACUUUACUUAAGGAUAGCACCACAUACAACACUAUCGCUGGUCAUAUGGGAUAUGUUGAAUAAUUUAUUUGAUAAAAAUAAACACAGUUGACAGUA
This is a messenger RNA of Papilio polytes (common Mormon), 972 nucleotides long. RefSeq names its product solute carrier family 25 member 35-like. The transcript is spliced from 6 exons. NCBI's taxonomy places the organism in Eukaryota, Metazoa, Arthropoda, Insecta, Lepidoptera, Papilionidae. The record is from RefSeq and is a predicted model, not a curated record. The coding region runs from base 65 to 967 and encodes 300 amino acids.